This is a messenger RNA of Didymodactylos carnosus, 543 nucleotides long. NCBI's taxonomy places the organism in Eukaryota, Metazoa, Rotifera, Eurotatoria, Philodinida, Philodinidae. The record is from the annotation of a GenBank genome assembly.
AUGACGGAUGAAAAGCCGCCUGAACAAUUUAUCCAAAAACGUAUUGAUAAUUCAACUGAAUCAUACCCGCCGCUCGAUUUUUCAUUUCACAACGCGCAACGUGUAGAAGAUGCAAUAUCAGCCGAACCGCGUGUAGCUGCAAAUUCGCCAGGAUUAAGACUAUCAGACGUAGUCACUUCAUUACUAGUUGAUCCAAAUAUGCUUUAUUCAUUGGAUUUAUCGUUUAAUAUAUUCACCGAAAUACCAGUGGUCGUUACUCAGUUUAAAUCGCUAAAAUAUUUGUAUUUACAUAAAAAUUUAAUCAACGACAUAGCCGAAACUAAAAAAUUAGUUCAAUUGAAAGACUUAAAAUAUUUAACUUUACAUGAAAAUCCCAUUGAAGCUAGUGUACCUUACUUACGAUCGUAUAUUCUCUAUAUAUUACCAUUUCUGAAAAGUUUGAAUUUUACACCAGUGACAAAAGCCGAUUUAAAAACAAGCGAAACAUGGGGAAAAAUGAAUAAAGUAAUGUUUAAAACGAUUAAAAAACCAUCGAACAAAUAA